AUAAUACAACCACAUUUGCCUCCCCCCUCCCCCAGCCUAUUCUACACGGUCGUCCCUCAUUUGUGUAAUCGCUCUACUGCCGGAGAAAAAUAAGCCACGAUGUGGAGGAGUAAUACUACAUUCCGGCUAUUGAACGAGCUUCUCGUGUUACAUCAGCCAUCCGAAAAUCUGCUGCUUCUCAGUUCCGGGUUUAGUGUGCUAGUUUCCGUGGUAUUAGAGGCGCUUCUUUUAUACCUACUACCCAAUCAGUCGAGACUGGCGAAUAAAUGGACUAAGUGUAUACUAUUUACGAUUCUCUUUUUGAACGUCGUCCUCGCCUUCGUAGCCUCUCUCGCUGCUUCUAUGAAUGACAGUAUUACAAACAACGAUGGGAACUCGAGAAUAGCGCCCCGCUGGCUCGGCAUCCUGAUGUCCCUUUUCUCCAUUAUACUGGUCUUGUCGGCCUGGCUCGACGUUCGAGACCUGGAGAGACAGAAAUCGGAGAUCCCGGGAGAGAAACAGCGAAGGUAUGACGAGGAGGAAGGCAUAUCGCUUGUCCACCAGCAACGCUGGCCUUAAGUGGCGCAAAUCCCAGGCUUUCCGGUGUUCUCUUCGCCAGCGGUGUUGCAACUCCUAUCUCAACCUUACCCGUGGCAAUAACAACGGUCAUUCAA
Durotheca rogersii is the source of this 653-nucleotide messenger RNA. RefSeq lists its product as uncharacterized. The record is from RefSeq and is a predicted model, not a curated record. Bases 100 to 558 code for a protein of 152 amino acids. NCBI's taxonomy places the organism in Eukaryota, Fungi, Ascomycota, Sordariomycetes, Xylariales, Xylariaceae. The transcript is spliced from 3 exons.